This is a messenger RNA of Drosophila subobscura, 6809 nucleotides long. It is a transcript of the gene baz, whose product is annotated as partitioning defective 3 homolog. The transcript has 7 exons. Gene Ontology annotation, cellular component: cell cortex; adherens junction; apical plasma membrane. Lineage: Eukaryota; Metazoa; Arthropoda; Insecta; Diptera; Drosophilidae. The record is from RefSeq and is a predicted model, not a curated record. The coding region runs from base 1095 to 5663 and encodes 1522 amino acids. Gene Ontology annotation, molecular function: protein binding; phosphatidylinositol binding. Gene Ontology annotation, biological process: establishment of cell polarity; establishment or maintenance of epithelial cell apical/basal polarity; establishment of centrosome localization.
UACAAAAAAACAAUUCUCGCGCGAUGUUUAACUGGCAGCGGCUCGUCAAUUUUUGUUAGUUUUUUUUUAAGUUUAAAUAAUACGUUAAGAAGGCAAUAAGUGUGGAGCCAGCCCACUACGAAAAACGACGACAGCAACCGCAACGCUGACAACGACAAUGAUCGAGCCGAAUCUAUGCGCCAAAUCUUGGUAGCAGUUUGUGGCCAAAAUACAACUAAAAGCCACGGCUAAAACAGCACAAAGGAGAACUGCAGCUCUGGCUGGGGGCCGCGGCAAUCGACUAAAAAAGCAGAUUAUUGCAGAUAUAUACGUAUAUUUGUGUAUACAGUAGUUGUUUUUUUUUUGCUGGUGUGACGCGCGUUUUGUUACGACGUUUCCGAUGAUCUUGGCCCGUUGUUGUUUGCCUUUCGUGUUGUUGUAACUCGUUUUGUGCGCGCGUGUGAUUCAUGCAACCCACAGCAACAGCAGCAGCAACAACAGCGACAAAAACAGUGAAAUAUGCUAAGUAAAUGAAUGGCAAGGCAAAGAGAGUCGUAGAAGCCACAAAAUAAUUCUUUGACGCGUGCAUCCUUCAAUUGAGAGCGCAAGGUAAAGCCAUACACGCACACACAAACACACCACGAUCGCACUCAGUGAGAGUGAGCGAGAAAGAUAUACGCAGAGAGAAUAGAGGUGUGUUGUAGUUGUACAGCUGUCAAGUGCGCCGAAGUAGCGGCAGCGACGUCCAAGUCCUUUUUGGUUCGACUAGCAGGCCAUCUCGCUCGCACGCUAGAUCACUCUUCUCCUGUGCUGCAGCUGCCUCUCUAACAACCGAAAACCGAAAAACCACGAACAAGAAGCAGAGAGAGAGAGAGAGGAUGCCAACAACAAACUGCAGUAGCGGCAGCGGGCAGACAAGCAUAAAGAAGAGGGAGCAUUCCAUUGGAAAAAAACGCGUGCAUUAUUAUUAAUAUAAUUAAUAAUUACUAAAACAACAACGAAAUACAUGUUCGUUCGUGUGAGUGAAAUAGAAAGUGCAUAAAUAGCAAGAGCAGCAACAACAACAACAAAACUGUAAAGUGUAAAAAUACCAAUACUAAAGCAAUACAAACGAAAUGAAGGUUACCGUUUGCUUCGGCGAUGUGCGCAUUCUGGUGCCCUGCGGCCACGGAGAACUUCUCGUCAGCGAACUGGUAAAGGAGGCAACGCGGCGCUACAUCAAGGCAGCCGGAAAGCCGGACUCAUGGGUGACGGUGACGCAUCUGCAGACGCAAUCCGGCAUCCUGGAUCCGGAUGAUUGUGUGCGUGAUGUGGCCGAUGAUCGGGAACAGAUACUCGCACACUUUGAAGAUCCCGGACCAGAUCCGGGUGUGGCGCAGGGCGGCGGUGACGGUGCCUCUGGCAGCUCAUCGGUGGGCACCGGCUCGCCGGACAUCUUUCGCGAUCCCACAAACACAGAGGCACCCACACGGGACCUGUCCACGCCCCACAUUGAGGUGACGAGCACCACCUCGGGCCCGAUGGCCGGCCUGGGCGUUGGCCUGAUGGUGCGCCGCAGCAGCGAUCCCAAUCUGCUGGCCUCGCUCAAGGCGGAGGGCAGCAACAAGCGUUGGUCGGCGGCGGCUCCACACUACGCGGGCGGCGACUCGCCCGAGCGUCUGCUGAUCGACAAGGCCGGUGGGCAGCUGUCGCCGCAAUGGGAGGAGGAGGAUGAUGUCGCCAGCCAGCAGCAGCUCAAGGAGCAGCUCUUGCUGCAACAGCAGCAGCCGCCAGCGGCCGCUCAUCAGCCAUUCGCUCGGUCCGGCCGCCUGUCCAUGCAGUUCCUGGGCGAUGGCAACGGCUACAAGUGGAUGGAGGCGGCCGAGAAGCUGCAGCAUCAGAACCAGCACCAGAACCAGAAUCAGAAUCACCAUUCCAGCCAUCGUUCCGAGCUGAACUCGGGACAGUCCUCGCUGCAGUCGUCGCUGCCGAACAGCGCCUACUCGAGCAAGUCCCUGCCGCGGGAGAGCAAGCGGAAGGAGCCGCUGGGGCAGGCGUACGAGUCGAUACGCGAGAAAGACGGCGAGAUGCUGCUGAUCAUCAACGAGUACGGCAGUCCGCUGGGCCUCACGGCCAUGCCGGACAAGGAGCACGGCGGCGGACUCCUUGUCCAGCACGUGGAGCCCGGCAGUCGCGCCGAACGCGGUCGACUGCGGCGCGAGGAUCGCAUCCUCGAGAUCAACGGCAUCAAGCUGAUCGGCCUCAGCGAGUCGCAGGUCCAGGAGCACCUUCGACGCGCCCUCGAGUGCUCCGAGCUGCGGGUGCGCGUCCUGCGCGGCGACCAGCAGCAGCGCCAGCAGCGUCGCGACUCCAAGGUGGCCGAAAUGGUCGAAGUGGCCACCGUUUCGCCCACACGCAAGCCGCACGCCGCGCCCGUGGGCACCUCGCUGCAGGUGGCCAACACCCGCAAGCUGGGCCGCAAAAUCGAAAUUCUACUCAAGAAGGGACCCAACGGCCUGGGCUUCUCGGUGACGACGCGCGACAAUCCCGCCGGCGGCCACUGUCCCAUUUACAUCAAGAAUAUACUGCCACGCGGUGCGGCCAUUGAGGAUGGUCGCCUCAAGCCCGGCGAUCGGCUGCUCGAGGUCGAUGGCACACCGAUGACGGGCAAGACCCAAACCGAUGUGGUGGCCAUACUCAGGGGCAUGCAGGCGGGCGCCACCGUCCGCAUAGUUGUCUCACGUCAGCAGGAGUUGGCCGAGCAGACAGAUCAGGCAGCAGCAGCAGCGGCAGCAGCAGCGGCACAGGCAGAAAAGGCGCCCGCUUUGGUCUCUGUGGCAGCUACCGCGGCACCUGCGGCAACCAUUCAGGUGCAGAAAUCAAGCAGCGCCCGUUCGCUGUUCCAGCAGCAGCAACUGCAGCAGCAGCAGCUCCUCAACGAAUCUCAGCAUUUCAUCGAUGCGGGCAGCGAGUCGGCAGCCUCAAAUGACAGCCUGCCGCCGAGCAGCAACAGCUGGAAUACACGCGAGGAGCUCACGCUGCACAUUCCCGUGCACGACACAGAGAAGGCUGGCCUGGGGGUGAGCGUAAAGGGCAAGACAUGCUCCAAUCUGAAUGCCUCCAGCUCGAGUGGCAGCGGCAGCGGCAGUGGCAGCGGCAGCGGCACUGGACUGAUGAAACAUGACGGAGACUUGGGCAUAUUCGUGAAGAGCGUUAUCCAUGGCGGUGCUGCGUCACGUGAUGGACGUCUGCGGAUGAACGAUCAGCUGCUGAGCGUCAAUGGAGUGUCGCUGCGCGGCCAGAACAAUGCCGAGGCCAUGGAGACGCUGCGGCGUGCGAUGGUGAAUACGCCGGGCAAGCAUCCGGGCACCAUAACGCUGCUGGUGGGCAGAAAGAUUCAGCGCUCGGCCAGCUCCAGCGACAUACUGGACCAGGGACAGAGCCAAAGUCACAAUCACAGCCAUAGCAACAGCAGCGGCAGCAACAGCGGCGGCCACAACAACAGCAGCUCCAAUGCCAGCGACAAUUCGGGUGCCACAGUCAUUUAUUUGAGUCCCGAGAAGCGGGAACAGCGCUGCAAUGGCAAUGGUGUGGGUGUGGGAGUGGGAGGCGGAGGAGGAGGCGCAGCCAGCAAUGAAAUGAACAGAUGGAGCAAUCCCGUUUUGGAUCGUCUAACCGGUGGCAUUUGCUCCACAAACACGUCACAGCAGCAGCAGCAGCCCACACAGCAGUCGCAGCAUUCGCAGCAGCUGCAGCCACAGCGUCGCCUGCCCCCAACACCAAUCUGCAGCAAUGCGGCACUGCGCAACGAGAGCUACUACAUGGCCACCAAUGACAACUGGUCGCCGGCACAGCUGCAUUUGCUCACGGGACAUGGCGGCAAUACGGCGCUGCUCAUCGAGGACGAUGCCGAGCCAAUGUCACCAACCCUGCCGGCGCGGCCUCAUGACGGGCAACACUGCGUUCCGAGCAGCGUCAACGCAGCGCAGACAAAGGCCGCAGUGCCAGUGGCCGUGGCAGUCACCGUGCCGGGCACGCCAUCGAGCAGCAGCACCUUCGAUGCCACCUACUCGUCUCAGCUCAGUUUGGAGACAAACUCGGGCGUGGAGCACUUCUCGCGCGAUGCCCUGGGACGUCGCAGCAUCUCGGAGAAGCAUCAUGCGGCGCUGGAUGCCCGCGAGACGGGCACCUAUCAGCGCAACAAGAAGCUGCGCGAGGAGCGGGAGCGCGAGCGUCGCAUUCAGCUGACCAAGUCGGCCGUCUUUGGUGGCUCCAUUGAGUCGCUGACGACGCGCAUUGCCAAUGCCAACGCACAGCUGGCGGGCUACAGGCACGCCAAGACCGCGUCCAGCAUUGAGCAGCGCGAAUCGAUGCAGCAGCAGCUGGCAGCGGCCGAGGCCGAGGCCCGGGAUCAGCUGGGGGAUCUGGGACCCUCGCUGGGCAUGAAGAAGUCCUCGUCGCUGGAGUCGCUCCAGACCAUGGUGCAGGAGCUGCAAAUGUCCGAUGAGCCGCGUGGCCAUCAGGCGCUGCGUGCCCCGCGCGGUCGUGGCCGGGAGGACAGUCUGCGGGCGGCUGUGGUCCACGAGCCAGACGCAAACAAGCCCCGCAAGACAUGGCUGCUGGAGGAUGGCGAUCACGAGGGUGGCUUCGCCUCGCAGCGGAAUGGACCCUUCCAGAGUUCCCUGAACGAUGGCAAGCACGGCAGCAAGUCGUCGCGGGCCAAGAAGCCGAGCAUUCUGCGCGGCAUUGGGCACAUGUUCCGCUUUGGCAAGAACCGCAAGGAUGGUGUGGUGCCCGUGGACACGUACAGUGCUGUGGCCAUCUCGCCGCCCUCCUCGGUGGUGUCUUCGUCGCCACAGCAGCAACAGCAGCAGCAGCUACAGCAGCAGCAGCAACAGCAACAGCAGCUACAGCAGCAGCAACAGCAGCAGAUACCUGCCGCUGCUUUGGCCGCAUUGGAGAGGAAUGGAAAGCCACCAGCAUACCAGCAACCGCCGCCACUGCCAGCACCAAAUGGUGUGGGUGUAGGUGGUGGCGGGGCAGGUGCAUCUGCAGCGAAUGGUGGCAUACAUCAGAAUGAUAUAUUCAAUCAUCGUUAUCAGCAUUAUGCCAACUACGAGGAUCUGCAUCAGCAUCAACAGCAGCAACAGCAACUGCAGCAGCAGCAGCCACAGCAUCAUCAAAUAAGUCGCCGCCAUCAGCAUUACCAUUCGCAGCGCAGCGCCCGGUCGCAGGACAUUAGCAUGCACUCGAGCAGCUCCUCAUCGCAUCACCAGCAUCCGCAGGGACAGACGGGCCAGGGUCACACGAAUGGCGGUGUCAUUCGUCCACUGAGCAGCUACUACGAGUACGAGACGGUGCAGCAGCAGCGUGUGGGCAGCAUCAAGCACAGCCACAACCACAGCAGUCACAAUGGAGGAGGCAGCAGCAGUGCCAAUGUCAGCGGAUCCUCGGCGUCGCCCAUCAAUGUGCCGCACUGGAAGGCGGCCGCACUCAACGGCUACUCACCGGCCAGCCUGAACAGCAGCUCGCGUAGCCGUGGACCCUUUGUUACCCAAGUGACCAUAAGGGAGCAGAGCGUUAUGCCAUCCCAGCUGCAACAGCAGCAGCAGCAGCAGCCCACCUACCAGACCGUGCAGAAGAUGGGCGCACAGUCACAGUAUGGCAGCAGUGCUGGCUCCCAGCCGCAUGCCUCGAAAGUGUGACUAUAGGUGCUGGCGCAUGCGCGCGCCACACGGGAUGUGCUCGUGGAGGAUCAUCAGCAGCAGCAGCAGCAGCAGCAGCAGCAGCAGCAGCAGCAGCAGCAGCAGCAGCAGCAGCCGCUGGAGCUAAGCGAGGUCAGCGAGGUAGAAAUCUUCUACUACGCCACCGAAUGCUGAGAAUGCAAAUCCUACACUGAACAUCUUGCCUCGCUUCCGCAUGGAAGUGACGCUUUGUGUGACGCUGGCAGCCGGCAACAAACAGAAAUUAGAGAUUUAUUUUUUACGCAAAACGAUUCGAGUUGAGAGGGUUGGAAUUUUUCGAAAAAAUGUCCACAUUUUGUACACAAAGACACACCCAUACAAACACAUGAAAACAUGCCUACACACACAUGCAUACAUACAUCUUGUAUUAACUUUAAUUUAAGUUCAUUUAUUAGCUAUGAAAAGUAGCAACUACCAUUUUAAAGCGGCGACAAGUCGCUGCUCAUUUGGUGACCAGAACUUUCGAUUGUAUUCAUCUAUUUCUAAUGUCUAAGUCAAAAUGCCUUUGUACAUAAUUAGGUAUAUGCCAGAAGCCAGCAACAGAAAAGAAAACCCCACACAACUUAAGAUUCCAAGUACCAUUACUCCUUCAUUACUUAAUUUAAAAUUAUGAAUACUUUUUUUUUGUUUCUUCGUCUUUGUUGUAUAUAGAGAACUUUCGUUUGUUUUUUUUGUUAGCUUUAAAGCGGACGCCAUUUUGUGUGCAAAAAGUUAGGAAUUUUGCAAAAAAGUUACAAGAAAAGUUAAACUUAAAGAAAACCCUCACACACACAUAAACACACAUAAGCAGUACAUAUAUUGUAUACCAUAUCCAUUUAUAUAUAGAAUAUUACUAUUUUUUUUUGUGUAUCUAAGAACAAAGCCGAAGCUUUGGCAAAUUUUGUGCAGCCGACUUUCGGUUACCGGGGGUCUCUAAAAGACAUGCAGCUUCAUUUAGUUUAUACGUAAUAAUUAUAAUAAAAUAUAUACACUUGUAGUACAUAGCAUAUAAGCGUAUUAUACAUAUAAAUUAUAGAGCAGUAGCCUAGAAAUUUAUUUUGUGUACCCUGUAAGUAAUUUGUAAAUUUGCGGCACCGAAUUGCGAAUUAAAAGUUAACAAUUUCCCAU